Molecule: messenger RNA, 1098 nt
Organism: Saccostrea cuccullata (small rock oyster)
Lineage: Eukaryota; Metazoa; Mollusca; Bivalvia; Ostreida; Ostreidae
Exons: 1
Coding region: 1-1098 (365 amino acids)
Biological process (GO): proteasome-mediated ubiquitin-dependent protein catabolic process; protein polyubiquitination
Molecular function (GO): ubiquitin protein ligase activity
Source: RefSeq, a predicted model, not a curated record
AUGUCUAACAUCAAGGAUGAAAUCAAUUCACUUGAGGAUGCUGUUGAGUCUAAUGACAUUUCUAAACUUUUUAACAUUAAAUUUAAUGUUGAACAAUAUUCACAGCUUCCACCAAAAAUUGUGCUGACUUUACCUAGAUUUGCACCACAAAGAAUCCAAGGAGAAAAUGUUGAUCUAUUUGGAAACUUAUCAUCAAGUUCUAUAACAUCCGAUGAACAUGGCUACAGCAUGAAGACAAUACAGAAAUCACCAGAAGCUGGAUCCUCUCCUCCAGUCAAACAGCUGCUUGAUGAACCAGAGAUUGUCACCAUCAUAGACGCAAAGUAUAAAUAUUACAUUGACAAUGUGGCCUGUCUGAAUGAGGAAGAAAUCUGGACAAGUGGAGAUAUUAGCGUUAUGAAACUCUUCAGCAUCAAUCAGGGAUCAAUACUCAAAUCAAUCACAACCAAGUCAUCAUUUUCCCAAGCUCACAUAGCCGUGAAUCAAAGUGGGGGUCUCCUGUAUACCGAUCACAGGGACAGGACUGUGAACAUUGUGAAGAAUAAAGAUAUAGAAGAGGUAAUCAGACUAGAGAACUGGAGAAUUAACGGAGUUUGUAGCUCUUUUUCUGGUGACCUCCUGGUUAUCAUGUACAGUGAUGAUGACAACCAAUCAAAACUUGUUCGUUACUCUAAAUCCACAGAAAAGCAAAGCAUUCAGUUUGAUGAUGAUGGGAAACCUCUAUAUUCCUGUGGUCCUAGUAACAAAGACAUAAAUGAGAACAAGAACCUCGAUAUAACUGUGGCUGACUGGGGAGCAAAAAGAGUAGUAGUGGUCAAUAAAGCCGGGAAACUGAGAUUCAUGUACACUGGAAAUACCCCUGCUCCAAAAAACAAACCUUUCUUUCCACGAGGAAUCACCACAGACAGUCAGAGUCACAUCCUUACAAUUGAUUAUUAUAAUGAUUGUAUCCACAUUAUAGACCAGGAUGGAGUGUUUCUCCGUUAUUUAAACUGUAGAUUGAUUGAUCCCCAUGGACUGUGUACAGAUACAAAUGACAAUCUUUUUAUCGCUGAAUGUAGAAACAAACAAGUAAAGAAAAUAAAAUAUCAAAAGUGA